GAUUUGUUGAAGUUGAAACACCUAUAUUAUUUAAAUCAACAUCUGAAGGAGCAAGAGAAUUUAUAGUACCAACAAGAACAAAAGGGUCAUUUUAUGCAUUAACACAAAGUCCGCAACAAUAUAAACAAUUACUCAUGGCAGGAGGAAUUGACAAGUAUUUUCAAAUGGCGAAAUGUUUUCGUGACGAAGAUCUUAGAACUGAUAGACAACCGGAAUUUACUCAAAUUGACUUGGAAAUGUCAUUUGUGAAAGCAAAUGAAAUAAGGUCGUUAAUUGAAAAAAUGUUGAUAAAAGUAUGGGAAAAGGUUCUUGGGGUAGAUUUAAAAAAUAAGAUACCAUUCCCGAGAAUUACCUUCAAAGAGGCCAUAAGCAAAUUUGGGUCUGACAAGCCAGAUACACGUUAUAGCAUGGAAAUCAAAGAUAUUUCAUCAUUUGUAUUUGAUCCUUUGGAUCAAUCCGGAUAUUGUGCUGAAUGUUUAGUUGUCAAAAAUGGUGCCAUAUUAUUAA
This is a messenger RNA of Funneliformis caledonium, 507 nucleotides long. The record is from the annotation of a GenBank genome assembly. Lineage: Eukaryota; Fungi; Glomeromycota; Glomeromycetes; Glomerales; Glomeraceae.